GUUUGUCAUGAAUCGAUGCCAAUUCGUUUUGAGGCUCGAACAAUCGCUUGGCCGCCGGUUUGUCUGAGCUGCCAUGAGUUGGACGCAUGCUGUCGUGAAAGGAUGGACACCCAGAGCCAGGUUGUGGACAGGUUGCGGGCGGUCUUUCGUUCAGGCGUCACAUUACCAGAGCAGUUUCGUAAAACGCAGCUGAACAAGCUCAUGUCCAUGAUCAGAGAAAAUGAGCAGCAGAUUUUGGAUGCGUUGCACAAAGACCUCGCCAAGCCAAAAUUUGAGGCCGUCCUGUCUGAGCUUGACAUAGUGUUCAAUGAGGUGUACUACGUCAUCGCCAACUUGAAAACCUGGAUGCAGCAGGAGUAUGUCGGUAAAAACAUGAGGGUGUUGCAAAUUGGAGGGCUGACACUCAGGCGGUCCAUCCACCACAGUCCAGUAUGGAGGAAUCCUCUCAUACCUAUAGUUGUGGAGCAGACGGGAAGAGGAGAACAAGUGCACGAUCUCCAUUCUCGCCUCCUGAGGAAGAGAAUCAUUUAUUUAGCGGGUCAUAUUGAUGAUUCUGCAGCCAAUCUGGUAAAUGCCCAGCUGCUCUUCCUACAGUCAGAAAACACCAGCAAACCCAUCCACAUGUACAUCAACAGUCAUGGUGGUGUCGUGACAGCAGGCCUGGCCAUCUACGAUACCAUGCAGUACAUCUCAAACCCCAUCUUCACCUGGUGUGUCGGCCAGGCAGCCAGCAUGGGCAGCCUGCUCCUGGCAGCGGGAACCAAAGGGAUGAGGCAUUCACUGCCAAACGCCCGUAUCAUGGUUCACCAGCCAACAGGAAGCUCCAGUGGUCAGGCUACAGAUAUCGCCAUCCAGGCUGAGGAGAUCAUGAAACUGAAGAGACAGAUCAAUCAGAUCUUUGCCAACCACACAGGGCAGCCACUGGAAACUAUUGAGGGUUUACUGGAAAGGGAUCACUACAUGAGUCCCAUGGAGGCACUGGAUUUUGGACUAAUAGACCGGGUCCUGGUCCACCGACCCCUUGAUGAAUUGUCCUCCUAUACUCCAAUGACCUAUAAGCCAGAGUGGGGACAACACUGCAUUCUACACAUGUAGAGGCACAAUGCAGUGAUCGGGCCUGACAUGAAGGGAAGUCAUCAGACACAGUUUCAAAUCGUUUUAAAAUGUUGGUAACAGGUCUUUAAAAUGAGUCAAUUCAUUUUUUGAACUCCACACACAAGUUGGUUAUUAUUCAACCCUGAGAGAAAGUAAGAAAGCUAAAGGAGAUUCUCUACACAGUUUUCUGUUCUUGUUCUGUUCCUCCUUGCUGCAGAGAUGUCCACUGAAGACUGCUGAAGGUUUUGUAUUAUCUGUAUUUGAAUAUAUAUAUAUAUAUAAAUAAAGAUACUUUUGACCACAA
This is a messenger RNA of Scophthalmus maximus (turbot), 1399 nucleotides long. Its product is annotated as ATP-dependent Clp protease proteolytic subunit, mitochondrial-like. Gene Ontology annotation, biological process: protein quality control for misfolded or incompletely synthesized proteins. Gene Ontology annotation, molecular function: oxidoreductase activity; ATP-dependent peptidase activity; serine-type endopeptidase activity. Gene Ontology annotation, cellular component: endopeptidase Clp complex. The transcript has 10 exons. The record is from RefSeq and is a predicted model, not a curated record. Bases 16 to 1095 code for a protein of 359 amino acids. Lineage: Eukaryota; Metazoa; Chordata; Actinopteri; Pleuronectiformes; Scophthalmidae.